AGUCAAGGCUUUACUUUUCAUCCGAAUGCAUCAUUCACCACAAAUAGCCCAACACCAGGAAUUAUUUUCUUAUGGUAAUAAAUAUGGGCUCUGACCAACUCAAUCCCCUUUCUGGACGGUGUCGACCUCUUGACAGUCGUCUACGCCUACCCCGAGGUCAGUGUGCGCCCAGGCCAACGUCAGUGUUUGGACGCACUGGCACGACCACUCUGGUGAAGAUGGCGGAGGCUGCGACGGCGGUUCCCCAACACCGCUUCUACUGUCACUGCUGUAAAGGUGAAAUCGAUCCGAAGCUCCCGGAGUUUGUGUGUCCGACAUGUGAGUCUGGAUUUAUUGAGGAAGUAUCUGAAGGGUCAAGCCUAUUGGAAAAUGGGGACACCACCGCCGGCACAGAUGACAUCAGCUCCCAGUUUACAGAGCUGUGGCAGCUGCUUUUCAUGGAGCGGUCAGCCCUCCUUGACGACCCCAGUCCCACUCCUCCUCCCAGUGCGGAGCUUCCGCCCCCCAGCGCUGACGGCACGGCGAGGCUGGAGGGGGCUGUAGACGGGCGGGGGACCGAGGCGGAGUCGCCGGCCCCGCUGCCUUCAGAACCAGAACAUCCAGCUGAGCAGGACGCACUCGACAGCACGCAGCAGGCCUUAGUGGACAGGGGGCCGCCCGCCGUGGAAGGGAUUGUGCAGCAGUUUCUGGCUGGCUUGUUUUCCAACAACGGAAACUCCAGUUCUGCGCCCUCGUCAUGGUCUCUGCACUCCAACCCAGGGGACUACGCGUGGGGACAAGGAGGAUUAGACACUGUCAUUACACAGUUGCUAGGUCAAUUAGAGAGCACCGGUCCUCCACCUGCCGAGAAGGAGAUGAUCUCAUCGCUGCCCACUGUAGCCGUGUCUCAGGAACAGGCCGCGUGCCGCCUGGAGUGCCCAGUGUGUAGGGAGGAGUAUGCGGCCAAUGAGUGUGUUCGGCAGCUCCCCUGCCAGCACUACUUCCACAGCGACUGCAUCGUGCCAUGGCUACAACUGCAUGACACAUGUCCAGUGUGUCGGAAGAGCCUGAACGGCGAAGACUACAGUUUACAACCUCCACAUAACGCCCAGAACCAGGUGGCGGAGCCCAGCACGGUCGCCGCUGAGACCCAGGGAGGAGCAGCCCUCUGAGGGGGAGCUCACCGAGGGGAGCCCCCGGCUCCUCCAGUCCAGCUCAACAGCACAUUUGCUCCAAAGAGACCCAUUGCUGUGGAUGUCUAUGCUUUUUAAAAAUUCCACUGCAUCUCCACCAAAUCUCAACGGUUGGCUAUUGAGCGUGCAAGCCGUUAACAGGGGAGAAGAGUGGAUAUUUAUUUCAGUGCCAAAAAAGGAAAGCGACUACUGGGAUGUAUGUUCUGUCUGUUAUUUGGGUUUAGAAGGAAAUGAGGGAUAGAUCACUAAAAAAAACAGUGUUGCAUUGUGUGUUUAUUUUAUUUAUUUUUAGUUUUGGCUCUGUCUACCAAGCCUGAUAAACAAGCCCCUUGUGCUUCCAUUUCAAGUACAGAGGGUCUGGAUUCAGUACUGAUGACAAUGGAUUUCACAGGUAGAAUCUUUGCUUGCCAAUCAGUCAGUGACCAGAGAGAGUGUUUGUGAGUAGCACAGUAAACUGUCUGCUACAGGUGAAUUGUAGUGCAUAGGCAUCUUAUUGCCAGCCUACAUGCAUACAUCAGCCAGGUCUUGGUGAUUGGGAAAAGACAGAUCCAAUUAUGUAUUAACUUCAGAAGACUGUACACCUUCAGGAAACCACACAGUUCUCUGAACGGCAAGGCCAGACUCUCUAUGUGAAGCGAUGUGAAGUAUUUUGGGGCUGGGGCACCACGCUAGUCUCUCCCAUCCCUGGUUGUUUCUCAGGUUUAUGGAAUUGAGCUGGAUCUGGACCAGCCUGAACAGAACUCUGGUUUGUGGCUCAGCUGUGUCUACACCACUUCACCAUGAAGACUACCGCUUUGAUUUCAUGGGGGUUUUUUGUUGUUAUUUUUCUUUUAAAUCUCUCUGGGUCUUUUGUGGGUGUUUCAUAAUCACUUGUGGUUGGUUGUUUACCAUUUGCCUGCCAAGGCAAUCCAAAAUGGAAAUUUAGAUUAUUUGGGCAGGCAUGAUUGGGCUCUUUAAAAUUCUGUGGCGCUGCCAUUUGUUGUGCCAGGUCUCAAUCUAUUCUACCCAAUAGCCUACUGCUUUGUGUAACCAUCACUGGCUGUGCCAUUCUUGCAAACCCUAGCUACUCUAACUUAGCUGUAUGUGUCUUUAAGUCGGUGUUGCCAUUGAUAGAUGUUUUGUCCAACAUUAAGUAUAAUUCUGUCCAUGGCCACUGGUUUAAGGAAAAGUACAUGGGGGGCAUACGCAUGUGCACUGACAGACACGAUGGCUUUCAGUGAGUGUCUGAUUGUCAUGGAUUUCCACAGCAAGUUUAAGGAUAAGACCGGACAACGCAAGAUAUUUCAGCAUUGGAUUUGCUACCUUGAGAAUUGUUUUUUUUUAUUUGUAUAUACAUGUAUAUGUAUAUAAAUAAAGUUCUACACAUGUGUAGGUAGAUUUUAACACAAAAUGUGUUGAAAUAUCUGAAAUGAAGUUGACAAAAUAAAUACACAAACAAAAAAUGAACUGAAAAACUAAACAGCUAUGUGACUGUCUUCAUAUCCAUAUUUGAUUUUAGCAUAUCUUUGGUGCUGGUUGCUUGUCAAAGCUGAUUCUAUCAAAAGCAGUGUGGACCUACUGCCUCCAAAUACUAGUUUUUAUCUGUAGACUAUUAGGCUAAUUACAACAGUUUGUAACAAUGUAGUGAACAGGCUACAAACAUCCAAUUAAUUGUGUUAAUUAUUUCAUGUUUUGUCCUUAGGUAUCAUAAUCCUAUGGGUUGUUCAUUUGCCACGGCUACUAGCAAAAUAAAAGCAUAAUAAUAAU
Molecule: messenger RNA, 2918 nt
Organism: Engraulis encrasicolus (European anchovy)
Lineage: Eukaryota; Metazoa; Chordata; Actinopteri; Clupeiformes; Engraulidae
Gene: rnf115b
Product: ring finger protein 115b
Exons: 10
Coding region: 72-1151 (359 amino acids)
Biological process (GO): protein ubiquitination
Cellular component (GO): cytoplasm
Molecular function (GO): ubiquitin protein ligase activity
Source: RefSeq, a predicted model, not a curated record